Messenger RNA from Ruditapes philippinarum (Manila clam), 1666 nucleotides. RefSeq lists its product as uncharacterized. The record is from RefSeq and is a predicted model, not a curated record. Lineage: Eukaryota; Metazoa; Mollusca; Bivalvia; Venerida; Veneridae. The transcript is spliced from 2 exons. Bases 322 to 1203 code for a protein of 293 amino acids.
AUUAAGUAUAACUUAAACCGGCGGUGCAGGUCUUGUGAGUGUUUACAGUAUCCCUCAUGUACGGACUCCAUCAAACCGAGUAUGCAUGCAACUUUAAUGUAAUUUUGCUGUUAUUAAUGCUUCCGUGCAAUAACUUCUCUCUAGAUAUUUAUUUUUUUCAACCCUUUUAGGCCAUACAUUUUGCGAGUGAUUGGUAUAACAAGACUGAGAAACAACUCCAAUGUGCGGUGUAUCCUUCAUUAUAAACAUACUAAUGCAUUUCUGUUCACCGAUGGAAAAAUUAAACGUAUACCCGAACAUCACAGGAAGAGGUACACCGCAAUGUUCAUUCUAUGCAAUAUGACGGGGAGAGAUGCUCCGGAUACAGUUUCGUUAUAUUACGAGAAAUCAUUGCUACAUCUUCCUCAUGAAGUUACAGUGGUAAAAACUACUCAACAUUUUCCUAAGCUCAAGUUUAGUAUGUGUGUUUCACCGUUACAUUCAAUGUUCAAUGAUACGACACAACUAAUAGAAUGGAUUGAACUUAAUUGGCUUCUUGGAGUAGAAAGAUUUAUAUUUUAUAUAAACAGUAUUUCGCAAAAUGUAUCAAGUGUCCUAGAAUAUUACAAGCGCAAAGAAAUUGUACAAUUAAUAACUUGGAAUAUUCCAAAAUAUUUAGAGGAUGAUGUGCAUUAUUAUGGACAGCUUGCUGCACUUAAUGACUGCCUUUAUAGAAACAAGGGCAAAAGUAUAUAUCUAUCAUCCACCGACUUAGAUGAGUUUAUCAUUCCACAAAAACCGGAGCACUUCACGUGGUCCGAUAUGAUGGAUGAUCUUCCGCUAUAUAGCGUGUACAUUGUUCGAAGCUCGUUUUUUAGCUGCUCUAAACAACAAUUAUGUAAACAUAGAAUGACAAUUGAUUCGUACAACGUACGAGACAAUAUAAUUCUACGACGUCAUGUGAGAUCCAAGUACAUAGGCAAAACUAGCGAAUUAAUUGUAAUGGGUGUCCAUUAUGCAUGGGAGAUUCAAAAUGGUGGUGAAUACACUUUUAAGCCAGAAGAAGCGUUAUUGCAUCACUACAGAAGGUUAAGUACAUUCUACACUUUACAGGAACCGAAGAAGGUACUGCAUUCUUGUGCAAGGAAAUACAGUGCUUAUCUUAAAAGAAAUAUAUUUAAAGUUAUUCUAGAAAUAUUUAAUAAAAGAACUAGUCAAUUGUGACUCUGACUGUCAUAUUUUAACAAUUUCCUUUAAAAUAUCUAAAAAUUAAAACAGUGUAGCAAUCUUAUAGGUUUUCUAGAAGAAACAUUGUUCAAAAAUUCUUAUUGAAUAUUUUGUGUUUUAUUUUUUAUUUUAUUUCAUCAUGUAAUUGUUUUGUUCUUUUCAUAUUUCUAUCCCACUAUUUACAGUUUUGUUAUCUUCAUUAUUUGAAUGUGCCCGCCGCUUCAAUGACAAAUAUUCAUUUCAAUUCAAAAUAGUUCGUUUAAGCUCUGAUCAAGCGAUAUGAAGUAUAAUGAUACUUUGUGAAAUGUUUUAAUGAAUUGGAUCAAUAUUAAAUGACAUGCUUAGUCAUUUCCAAAAUAAAACUAAAAUAAAUGAAUAUUAAAACCCUCUAUGUGGUUAAUUUUUUUUUUCAACAUAACACUCAAAUAAGAACAGAGGGUAUGUACUUUAUAUAAUGACU